Solea senegalensis (Senegalese sole) is the source of this 2415-nucleotide messenger RNA. RefSeq names its product RanBP-type and C3HC4-type zinc finger containing 1 (gene rbck1). Gene Ontology annotation, molecular function: ubiquitin-protein transferase activity; ubiquitin binding. The transcript is spliced from 13 exons. Lineage: Eukaryota; Metazoa; Chordata; Actinopteri; Pleuronectiformes; Soleidae. The record is from RefSeq and is a predicted model, not a curated record. Gene Ontology annotation, cellular component: LUBAC complex. The coding region runs from base 78 to 1631 and encodes 517 amino acids. Gene Ontology annotation, biological process: positive regulation of canonical NF-kappaB signal transduction; protein linear polyubiquitination; proteasome-mediated ubiquitin-dependent protein catabolic process.
CUUCCUGAACUUAAGUUAGUUUCAUUUUCUCUUGUACCUGGUCGUCGGCGGCCCUCAACUCUUACACAGGUGCAACCAUGGCCUCUGAAACUGCACCUAAAGUCAAUCUGAAGGAAGCGGAAGAACUUGCUCUCUCUCUGAGUGAAGCUCUCAGCAGUGGGAACAGUGAAGAAGCAGUUAAACUGUGCCAGGAGCUGUCACAACUGUCUCUACCAGUCUCUGUCAAUAUCAACAGUCAGGCUUACCCUCAGGAAUCCAUAAGGUUGAAGGUUGGAGUAGAGGAUGCUCUGUCAGAUACCUGCAUUCCAAUGACGCUUGUGGUUUCUCUUGAUAUGACAAUUGCACAGCUGAAAGAAAAGAUCAGCCAUGACUAUGGGUUCUCACCUUUGCUGCAGCGGUGGGUGAUUGGCAAGAGGUUGGCUCGAGACAAGGAGACACUGUACAACCACGGCGUCCGUCAGAAUGGCGACCAGGCUUUCCUGUUCAUCCGCUCUGCCCACACUGUUAAACUGACCCGGCAUCAGCAUAAUAUAGACCAAGAGCAGCAACGCAUUGAGGGCAUUGUGGAGUCAAUGGAGACAAUGCACCUUUUUCCCAGAGGGCUGGGCGGAGGUGGCGGACAGAAGGCAGCUCCUCCUCCUCUUCCUGCUAAACCCCCAACUGUUCCUAAACCUGCUGUGCUUCCUAAACCUCAGCUGGGCUGGGCCUGCACUAUUUGCACUUUUGUGAACAAGCCAACGCGUCCUGGUUGUGAGAUGUGCGGAGGGGAACGGCCUGAGAAUUAUAAGGUGCCAGAGAUCUAUCAGCCGGACCAGGAGGAAAUUCUACGAAUUCAGCAGGAAAAGUUGGCCAUGUUGCAGUAUGAACAGGCUCAGAAAGAAGAACGAGAGAUGAACUACAUGUACUUGUUGGCAACAGAUGAACAGAAUCUUAUCUCCAAUGCCACGGAAAUAGACUGUCCCAUCUGCUUCAAUACUGUGGGACCAGAAGAAGGCAUUGUGCUCAGAGAGUGUCUACACACCUUCUGCAGGGAGUGUUUACAUGAGACAAUCGUGAACAGUCAAGAUGCUGAGGUUGCGUGCCCCGAUGUAUGUGAUAGCAAGCUACUAGAUCGGGAAAUCAAAGCGCUGCUCACAGAGGAAGAGCACCAGCGGUUUCUGGAGUUGCGCUUGAUAAUCGCAGAGAGCCGCACGGACCACAGCUUCCACUGUCAGACUCCCAAUUGUCGAGGAUGGUGCGUCUACGAGGAUGAAGUCAAUGAAUUCCUCUGUGAACUUUGCCAAAUCACCAACUGUAUCCUCUGCAAGGCCAUCCAUACAGGCAUGAACUGCAAAGAUUACCAGGAUGACCUGCGCAUCCGAGCACAAAACGACCAGGCGGCUCAGCAAACCAAGCUGAUGCUAGAGGCUUUAGUGCAGAAUGGAGAGGCCAUGAAAUGUCCCCGGUGUGACGUCAUCGUCCAGAAAAAGGACGGCUGCGACUGGAUCUGCUGCUUGAUGUGCAAGACGGAAAUCUGCUGGGUCACCAAACAAGCUCGCUGGGGACCAAAUGGCCGCGGUGACACAUCAGGUGGCUGCAAAUGUCGAGUGAACAAUCAGCCUUGCCAUCCAAACUGCCAGAAUUGCCACUGAGGGCAAAUACCCCCAAAGAACAAAUACUGCACACUAUCUCAUCUCAAGAAAAGCAAACCUCGUCUGAUGCUUGGUCUGCGUUCACGUAUUCUUUUGAUGUCUUUUUCUGACUCUUACGAUUGCACGAUGACAGGACGUCGUGCAGUGUCUGCUGCUCUUUGCUGGUGUGGUCUCCACACACGAUAACACUGUGUGCAUUAACUAUGCAAAAUGACUACCAGGUUUAAAAUAUACACACACAUAUAAAUACUGUAUAUUUAUAUGUAUGUGUAUAAAUUCAAAAGUCAUAGUUUGAUCAGGCACAAGAAUCUACUCAUUCUUUACAUACAACUACAAACAAUAAACUAUUACCCACUACAACUACCAACAAUAUACAUUUAUUUAAAACCUUUUUUUCCUCACUACUUAGAAUCUACCGAAGUGAUUGAUUUUGUGAUGGAAAUAUUAAGCAAGUGCUUUCACUCAGUCGACUUAAUCUUUCUUUUACGGUGAAGGAUGUUUUACAUGUUUGCACAAAAUUAACGUGUUCACGGAAAAACUGUGAAUUAAAGACUUAUGGAAUAUGUUUAUAUGUGGCAUGUUGUAAAAAAAUUAAAAUGCUGUAGCAUUGUCAGGUAUUUGGUUCUCCGUUGUACUAAAGUGUUCAUUCAACACUUUCAUUUAUGUACUUUACUAAACUUUUUUUUUUUUCUCAGUGUGUGGAUUCGAGACAAUGAAGUUGUUGGGUUUCAUCAUUUGAAAGAUUUUUUUUUAAAGUAUUUUUUAUUAAAUUUGCCGUGUCUAC